CGGCCAGAUCAGCCUUCAAACUAGGGUUUACUCCCGCUCCGAGAAAGCCAACAGCGUAGCUCCGCCGGCUCCCUCCACGCUUUAGCUCCGCCGCCGCCGCCUCCCUCCGUCCCUCCGCCAGGACCGGCAAGAUGAAGCUCGUCAGGUUCUUGAUGAAGCUGAACAACGAGACGGUCACCAUCGAGCUCAAGAACGGCACGGUGGUCCACGGCACCAUCACAGGUGUUGACAUAAGCAUGAAUACUCAUCUGAAGACAGUGAAGCUUACACUGAAAGGGAAGAAUCCUGUGACCCUUGACCACCUAAGUGUGCGAGGAAACAACAUUCGCUAUUAUAUUCUUCCGGACAGCUUAAACCUGGAAACUUUGCUCGUGGAGGAAACCCCAAGAGUCAAGCCUAAGAAGCCAACUACAGGAAAGCCUUUGGGCCGUGGUCGCGGCCGUGGUCGUGGACGUGGUCGGGGCCGGGGGCCGCGCUGAGCUCCAUUGUUCCCUUUUCUGUCAGCUCUCUCGCAUGGCAAGUUUCCCAUACAAUGUAACCUCUUGCCCCUGCACGCGAUGUGAAAGAAUGUUGCAUUGUUACCCUUCUGAUGAAUGCGGACCUAAUAUCUCAAUCUCUGUA
Panicum hallii is the source of this 621-nucleotide messenger RNA. RefSeq names its product small nuclear ribonucleoprotein SmD1a-like. Gene Ontology annotation, biological process: RNA processing; spliceosomal snRNP assembly. Bases 132 to 479 code for a protein of 115 amino acids. Lineage: Eukaryota; Viridiplantae; Streptophyta; Magnoliopsida; Poales; Poaceae. Gene Ontology annotation, molecular function: RNA binding. The transcript is spliced from 4 exons. Gene Ontology annotation, cellular component: U4 snRNP; pICln-Sm protein complex; U1 snRNP. The record is from RefSeq and is a predicted model, not a curated record.